Messenger RNA from Halichondria panicea, 1603 nucleotides. RefSeq lists its product as uncharacterized. The transcript is spliced from 10 exons. Bases 777 to 1496 code for a protein of 239 amino acids. Lineage: Eukaryota; Metazoa; Porifera; Demospongiae; Suberitida; Halichondriidae. The record is from RefSeq and is a predicted model, not a curated record.
GUCAACUUCAGUGUAACAUUGAGUGUUGUCCUUCUGAUGGCAGAUCCGUAUUUGUCUUCAUUGCAUUGAGCACCACUGCUCUGAGGCUGGGUCUGAGUGAGUUCACAUAGCCUGAGAAAAUAGCCAUUGCUAUUAAACUGGUAGACUCUAUAUUACACUGUGAUCACUAAGGAAUUACAUGGAUUCCUACUCGGGCGCGGAACUGGGACCGGGAAUCAUGGGUGACCUUCAACCAGACGUCACAAGUGCAGUAUGGUAUCCAUAGCGACAAGACGGACCUGUCCAAGACUGUGACGGGAGAUACCACAAAGUUUGUAGUGGGAGACGUGACUCACUUCAUUCACAGGACCACUCUCAGCAAUCUGGUUCCACUAGCAAAGUACGACUACAGAUGUGGCAUUGACAAUGUUGCUAAGGAACGGUUUAAUGCUGUACUGCAUGCAGGGGACAACUUCAAUGAGUGGCCAUUGAAGUGUGGGGUCAUGAGCAUAUCUACAAGUACUGGCCUCUCUACGACUUCACGGUGAGCUCCCUCUGACCCUGCCAGUGCUAGUAGCUUCAUUCAUAACAUGUGCACUUGAGCACCAAAACAGUGCACACAGUAAUUGGGGCGAGCCUUAUCGUAGUGACGUCGGUAGACAAUUUCUCUGUAUGUAUGUAUGUUAUGGUAAUGGUACGGUCAACCUGAUAGACGGUUUUUAGACACGCGGUCCUUACCAAUUUCGUGAAUUCCUCGUGUAUUUUGCAACUGGAGGCAUAAGAAAGAGUUGCAUAAAAUGAAUCCUGACAACGAACGCAAACAAGAAAGACUUCGAAUAAGGAGGGAUCGAGAGAGACAAGCAAGAACCCAAGAAACAGCUGACACAGAGACUCCUGAGGCCAGGCAGGCACGCCUACACCAAAUGGCUGCUUCCACCCAAACCAGCAGAGCUUCAGAGACUCCUGAGGCCAGGCAGGCACGCCUACAGCAAAUGGCUGCUUCCACCCAAACCAGCACAGCUUCAGAUACUCCUGAGGCCAGACAGGCAUGCCUACAGCAAAUGGCUGCUUCAACUCAAACCAGCAGAGCCUCGGAGACUCCUGAGGCCAGACAGGCACGCUCGCCCCAUGACACCUUGUGUCACCCUAGUACAGUAAUAUCACAGUGUACAAUGGCUCCCUGGACACUCCCUACACUGACCCAAAGGCACCCAUUCACAUUGUGUCAGGAUCAGCCGGUUGCCGUGAGAGACACUCUGGGUUCCAAAAGCGAGGACUACGGCUACAGUAGGAUGACAGUGUCAUGCACAGUGGAGCAGAUCAGUGCCGAUCAGCCUGCUAGGAUAGCACUGUUAUUGACAUGUACAAUUCAAGUCCCUGGCCAUCAUCAAACACUAUACCAUGAUAUGGACCCUACAAUUGUUGACUGUCUACAUGCACUGAAUUCUUUAAUCGUGAAAAUAAUUAUGAUUUGUGUCAAGAAAUUAACAGUAAACAAAUUAUUCGUUCUCUGUUGAUCAAACUUAAAAAAGUUGUCUUCGAUCUUACAACAAUUUACAUAAAAUGAUUAAGUAUAUGAUGAUGACACUGAUGUAUAUAAAUUAUAUCUCACAUCUAUAUACAA